Schistosoma rodhaini is the source of this 2064-nucleotide messenger RNA. The record is from the annotation of a GenBank genome assembly. NCBI's taxonomy places the organism in Eukaryota, Metazoa, Platyhelminthes, Trematoda, Strigeidida, Schistosomatidae.
AUGACUCGACCUUUGCUCGCGGUUGUUUCGAAAAGUUCUUUUUGGACCCUCAGUGUAGCCCAUGGAUCUAAAAAAUCACUUCAUCGACAAAAAAACCGAGACUCUGUAGUUUAUGAUGUCCAUUCAAAGGAAGCCUUGAAGUCAAAGCAAGUUUACGUUUUUGGUUUCUCAGCAACUGGAGCUCUGGGUAAUGAGAAAUAUCUUGGACUUCAUGGUAAACCUGGUGUCGCGGGCGUAUCACGACCUACGCCUUUGAGAUAUUCGCCGUCUUUAGGUGUCCCAUUAAAAGCUGCCUGUGGAUAUGGCUUCACAACAUAUAUAUAUGAAGGCAGUCAUGGGGAUUUUGGCGUCUACGGUUGUGGGAUCAACAGUGAUGGCCAAUUAGGAUCACAGUCAGUUGGAUUAAAAACCAAACUUGCUACGGGCGACUCGGUAAAAGUUGUUCCUGAACUUGUGAGAAUUUCUGUCCGUCUUGAUAAUACGCAAAAACAAAUAUAUCGUCCUUCUCAUGUGGCAUGUGGUCGAGCACAUACUAUUAUAUCCUAUGAAAAUUUGAAGGAGUCGAAUAGUGAUACACCUCCUCUUGUUUUCAGCCUGGGCAACAAUGUUUUUGGGCAGUGUGGGAGAGAAAUAGUUCCUGGCGAAAAGUACGAUCAUGAUAUGGAAAUUAUAACAAAAAUAGUUUUGCCACCAGAAAUAAAAUCUAUUAAACAAUUAGUUUGUGGCCAAGAUCAUACCUUGUUGCUCAGUUCAGAUGGUGUUGUUUAUUCCUGUGGACUUGGAUCAGAUGGUCAGACUGGUUUGGGCCAUUAUAAUGUGGUUGAUCGAUUUACUGCUGUAAAGGGUUCAUUGAUGAAUGAACGUGUUUGUCUGCUAUCGUCUCGCGGUGAUACUGUUCUUGCGCUUACUGAAUCAAAUAAAUUAUUUGCUUGGGGUAAUAAUGAAUACGGUCAAAUAUGGCCAUUAGAUCAGGAUAUACAAGUUCCAGAACCUGUUCACUUAAAUUUAGAUCAUUGUAUUGUACCGAUAGAAUCUCAUUUAUCUUCAGAUAAUGUUCAUGUAGGUGAAAUACAAUCAAUUGCUUGUGCCGGUUCUAUGUGUUGUAUUGUUAAUAAAAUUGGACAGGUAUUCGUUUGGGGCUUUGGAUGCAUUGGAUUAGGUCCAAAAGUUACUUGUUCACCUCGUCCAACAUUGAUUCCACCUGGUUUGUUUAUGCCAGCUAUUGUAAAUAGUGAAUCUUGUAUUAAUUAUGUUGCUGCCGGUCUACAUCAUUUUAUUGUUCAAAGUAAUGAUGGUUUAUUAUGGGCCUGGGGUGCUCCACGUGGUGGUCUAUAUUGUCUAGGCUUAGGUAAACAAAUUACAAGUAAUUCUGUUAAUCAAACCUACCCAGUCUCAUUACUUCUUCCAAUUAAAUCUAAAGAUGUAGUAUGCGGUGUUGAUCAUACUGUUGUGAUUGGCAAAUCGUUUGACAAUUAUAUCUAUGCUUAUAUAAUUCUCAACUCUGCAAUUAUCGUCAAAAUUUCAUCAUUCAACUGCAACAUAUUAUUACGUUCUGUAUUUCUUCGAUUAUGUCAAAGUGUAAAACAAUCUGCAACUUCUAGUGAAAUUAAAUCUGCUUAUUAUAAUUUGUCGAAAUGUUUACAUCCAGAUCGAUUACUUCAUACUAAUCCGGAGAAAUUGAGGAAGGAAGAAUUUCAACUGGUCACGGCCGCCUAUGAAUUACUUCGUGAUCAGGAAACUCGAUCACAGUAUGAUCGAUAUUUAGCAAGUAGUUACUUGAUCCAAACAGAUAAAAUUGAUAAAUCGGCAAAUUUCGAUGCUGAAUUUCAACAUGCACAUAAUUUAUAUAUGCGACACCGGAAAUCCAAAACAUAUAAAUCAUAUCGAUGUGGACCGGAUGAAGUUGUGGAAGAAUUUAGAAGUAAAAUUAAAACAAACGUCCACCCUAAAAAUAUAUCGGAUUAUUAUGCACGUCAACCUCAAUCACAUAUAUACACUCCAUCAUUUUUAUUAACUAUUAUGUUAAGUACCUUUUUAGUGUAUUGUAUAUUGAAACUAAAUUGA